AUGGCUUCCGCAAACAAUGAUCGUGUAUGUAAAGAUGGUGGUAGUAGUAACAAGCCUCCUUUGUUUUCCGGUCAAUAUUUCGACUUUUGGAAAAUCUGUAUGAAGGCACAUUUAGAAGAACAAGGAAGUGACAUAUGGGAGGCGGUUCAAAAUGGUCCUUUUAUUCCUACAACGGUUGUCAACGGUGCUAGUUCAACAAAGCCACAAGGAUCAUGGGAUGAUGAUGAUAAGAAAAGGGUUCUCUAUGAUAAAAGGAGAUUAAUAUUUUACAAAGUGCACUUGGAAUGGAUGAAUUCUUCCGUGUCUCAACAUGUACAACGGUCUUUAACAAGAGAAUGGCAACCCAAAGUGACGGCGAUUUCCGAAAAGAAAAGUUUAUCAACAAUGACAUCCGCUACUUUAUUCGAAAAGCUUCAAGAAUAUGAAAUGGAACUUGGACUAUUGGAGAAACAUGAGGUGCAAGAGAAGAAAUCCAAGAGCAUUGCCUUAAAAGUUGAUUCCAAAGUUGUGAAGAAAGAAGACAAUCCCGAAGAGGACGAAAACUUUAUGCUUCUUGUAAAAAGACUAGGAAAAUAUUUUGGUGCAAAAAGUUCUUCAUCGGAUUCCGAUAGUGAUCAAAGCGCAAAUCUAGCAUUGAUGGCAUCACAUCAUUCCGACGAUGAAGACGAUGAGGUUAGUAGUAACUUUUCAAUUUUUGAUAAUGAUGCUCAAGGAGAAAUUGAUGAACUUUUAAGUGAAUGCAAAAUUCUAUACAAAACCAUUUCAUCUCACAAGAAUCAAAUAUCAACUUUGGAAGAAAAUAUUGAGAAAAUGAAAAAUAAUCUCAAAGAUGAAAAUGAAGAAUUAAUCAAGAAUUUUGCAUGCACUAAAUGUGAGUCACUUGCUUUUCAAAUAGUUCAAUUGAAGAGAGUUAUUGAAACAUAUGAAAAAGGUCAAAUCGGAUUGGAACAUGUUCUUAGUAGUCAAAGAUACUCAAAUGAUAAAAGUGGUUUAGGUUAUUCAAAUUUUGCUAAACAAACUUCUAACAAGACCAUUUUUGUAAAAGCUAAAGAACAAAUUCCUUUAGAUAAAAGUAACAAGCCUAAAGUGGUUCAUCAAUAUAAUAAUAGGAAAAGGAACAAAUCUUAUUAUAAAAAGAAAUCUUAUUCCCCUAGAUAUAAAAGCAACUUUGAGCCUACAUGUUUCUAUUGUGGUAUUAAAGGUCAUACUCCUAAUGCAUGUUAUGUAUGCUUGAAGACCUCCUCAAAUCAAUGGUAUCUUGAUAGUGGGUGUUCAAGGCACAUGACGGGUGAUUUAAACAAUUUUUCACAUCUAACGCUUAAGGCCAAAGGAUAUGUUACUUAUGGUGACAACAACAAAGGAAGAAUCCUUGGCGUAGGCAUCAUUGGUUCACCGCCUUCAACAUCUAUAGAAGAUGUCCUAUUUGUAGAAGAUAACUUGUCUUUGAAUGUUAGGUGUCUCUUGGCAAACAACAAUGAAUCAUGGUUAUGGCACAAGAGGUUUGCUCAUAUUCAUAUGGAGCACUUGAAUAAAUUGAUCAAGCAUGACUUAAUGUCUAAGAGAAUAAAAACCAUGUAUUUCGGUCCUUCUCGUUCAUUGAGACGGUUCGCAAGUGAUGAACAUGAACCUGAAGCCCGCACAUUUCCUUCCCAAGCGGAAUAUGUUGCUUAUGCUAAUUGGUCUGAGGGCAGGACAACUUUUAUGGGGGGUGCAGGAGGUGGUGCAACCCAUGACGAUGAGAUGGAGGACGUCCUUGGAUCUGUUGGUGGUGGCCAAGAGGAGGAAGAUUGA
Messenger RNA from Lathyrus oleraceus (garden pea), 1791 nucleotides. RefSeq lists its product as uncharacterized. The record is from RefSeq and is a predicted model, not a curated record. The transcript is spliced from 5 exons. The coding region runs from base 1 to 1791 and encodes 596 amino acids. NCBI's taxonomy places the organism in Eukaryota, Viridiplantae, Streptophyta, Magnoliopsida, Fabales, Fabaceae.